This is a messenger RNA of Centrocercus urophasianus (Greater sage-grouse), 3358 nucleotides long. It is a transcript of the gene HSD11B2, whose product is annotated as hydroxysteroid 11-beta dehydrogenase 2. Gene Ontology annotation, molecular function: oxidoreductase activity. Lineage: Eukaryota; Metazoa; Chordata; Aves; Galliformes; Phasianidae. The record is from RefSeq and is a predicted model, not a curated record.
ACACACACACACACACACACACACACACACACACACACACACAAGCUUUUGUUCCAUGCCUCCUCCUACCCACCCCAUGCCUUUGGGGUGGUCCCCAGCAGGGCUGUGCAGAUCCAACUUUCGCUCUGGGUGUUCCCCAUUGGGUGGCUGUGCUCACUCUUCCCCAUCCUUUGGGGUCUGAUCUGUGCCUUAGUGUCCUCUUAUCCAUCCAGACGAUGCACGCUGUACCCCUCCAUCCUCACUGAUAUCUGCGUCCUUCCAGCAUCCCCUCCUGCUGUUCUCCCCUUAUCUGUGAGGUUUUUGGGGUGGCACCGCUUGUGGAUUCCUUCUGUCCCUGCCUGGCCCUGGCAGAAGGGCUCAUCUCAGAGCCAGCCCUCCGCCUGUUUGCCUUGGCAUCCCGGGCAGGAUUUGCACGUGAGCCCCUGGAGACAACAAGCAGCUCAGCUCUAAUCCUCUUGGCUUCAGCGCCCGGCUCCCCUUGUGCUGCUCACGGCCUUGAGGCUCGCACCAUGCACACUCUGUGGCUGCAGUGCAGGAGCUGCUGCUCUGCACUCCUCGGGUUUUUUCCACCUAGAGGAGCUCCGGGUGCUGCAAGUCCUUGAGCGACUCCCAAAAAUGUGCUGGGAGAAAAGCAGGUGAGCGGUGAUGGAUGUGCAGAGGAUUGAGUGUGCCAUGCAGCGAGCGUGCAAGGUGGGAAGUGCACAGGGUGAUGACCAAGCGGUGCGUUGCACAUGAUGAUUGUGCAGUGCAACAAGCAUGCAGGGUGGUGAGAGUGCCACACAACGGGGAUGCAGAACGAUGAGCGUGCAAGGUGAGGAGAGAGUGACCGUGCAUAGGGACGAACAGGCAAGGUGAUAAGCACAUAAAAGGAUGACCAUGCAAUGUGGUGAACGUGCCAGGCAAGCAUGCCAUGCAGUGAGCAUGCAAUCUGCUCAACAUGCAGUACAAUAAGCAUGCAAGAGGGUGAGCGUGCAACGCUCGUUUGCUUUGAGGUCUUUGCCAGCCCCAAAGCUGCUGCUUUGCUCAUCAAACUUCAGGAGCCCUGCAUGAUGCGUGGGAUAGGUGGUCAGCCCCACUUGCAGCCUGGUUUUGCAGGACAGGGUUUGGGGCUGCUGUUGGGUUUCGGAGGUGCUGCUGUGCUUUGAGAGCAGGAUAGAUUCUGUGCCCCCGUCCCAGGAGGCAGCCGCUCACACUAUGAUUGCCAUUGAUGGCGUUAUCUUUAUUGUGGUUUUCUCCUGCUCCAUUGGGUAAUGGGGGGACGCACCCCAGCUUCUUUAUGGCUUUAUGGCACUGCAGUGAAGGACGUGGGGGCACGAUGCUUAUCGGGCUGUGGACUCCAGGCACAGCAUGUGCCCGUUUACAGGUCCAUGCUUUGUGUUUUCUAUGACUGAAAGUGGGGGCUGGGUGGGCCAACCCUACGUGGUUCCUCCUGUGCACAGCGUCCUGUGUGGCGCAGCUGUCCCCAGGAGCACCCGCGGUGCCCGGCUAGGGUGCAGCUGGGGCCAACCCAGCAGCACUCCUUGUUAAUGGUUAAUGGGGCCACGCUAUCGGCGCUGCCAUCAGCUGGGAACGCGCUGUUCCACGCCGCCUGUUUGCUCUCAGCCCCAUCUCCCGCAGGGCUCUCCCUCGGGCACGGGGCCGGCUGGGGUGCUGCCACGUGGGGCAUCCCUUGGGGUGCCCCAGAGCCUGGGAAGGGACAGGAGCACACACAGUCCCUUUCCCCUCGCCCCCAUUAUUCCCAAUCCCCUGGGUGGUUUCGGCCAUCUAACGUCUCCCUGGCCUCGCAGAGGUGGAGGUGGGGCACCGCAGGACUCAGAGCCCAUCGUGCCACCAUCUCGUGGGUCCCCCGCGCUCAGCCCUUUAUCAGCUGUCAGCAUCAGCGGGGCGAUGGGUUUGCUGAUAAGGAGUGUUUUCUUCCUCCCGUGCGAGAGACAAAAAACAACAGCGCCGUGACCUGCAGGUGCCCUGGGACAAGGUCACGUCCCUGUGGGGUCCCUGUAUGGCCGUCCCCAGCCAUCACAGUGCUACCAUUGGCUCUUGCAGGCUGUGACUCAGGCUUUGGGCAGGCGACAGCGCGGCACUUGGACUCCUUGGGCUUCCGUGUCUUCGCCAGCGUGCUGGAUCCACGUGGCCCUGGCGCUCAGGAGCUGCAGAGGAGCUGCUCGGCCCGGCUCACACUGCUACGCAUGGACCUCACCAAGCCUGAGGACAUCCAGAGUGUUCUGCAGCACAUCCAAGCCCACACCAAUGGCACAGGUCUCUGGGGCUUGGUGAACAACGCCGGUUUCAACGACAUCAUUGCCGACGCCGAGCUCUCUCCAUUGGGCAACUUCCGCACCUGCAUGGAGGUGAACUUCUUCGGCUCGCUGGAGCUCACCAAGGGGCUGCUGCCCCUCCUGCGCUCCGCUGGUGGCCGCAUCGUCACCGUCAGCAGCCCAGCAGGUGACCUGCCCUUCCCCUGCCUGGCAGCCUAUGGGGCGUCGAAGGCUGCGCUCAGCCUGCUCAUGGACACGUUCCGCAGUGAGCUGCAGCCCUGGGGUGUCAAAGUCAGCCUCAUCCUGCCCGGGUACUUCAAAACAGCCAACUGCGACCCAGACUUCUGGAAGCUGCAGAAGGAGCAGCUGGUGGCCCGCCUGCCCCGGGAGCUGCUGCAGGCUUACGGCGAGGACUACGUGGAGGAGAUCAACCGGCAGUUCAUCCAGUUCAUGAAGGUGGCCGUGGAGGACCUGAGCGCGGUGGUGAACAGCAUCACGGACGGGCUGCUGGCUGCCAACCCGGCCGUGCGCUACUACCCAGGGCAGGGCCUUGGGCUCAUGUAUUUCAUCCACCGCUACCUGCCCUAUUUUGUCCAAGACUUGUUCCUCAAAGGAUUAUUCAUCAACCCCAAGCUGCCCCGGGCGCUGCGGCCGGAACACAAGGACGCCAAGAAGCCCUGACCUCAGCCGCGUGCAGGGCAGCAAUCAGCACUAGAUCUAAAACCAAAUCGCUUUUCCCAAAUCAGGCAGAUGCAGAUCUAUUUUCUAUUGUGCGAGAAUCAACGUUUUCUAGAGACUUGGGUGUUUUUUGUAUUAUUAUUAUUGUAUUUUUUUUUGUUUUGUUUUUUUCUAACCACGCACUCCCCACGCCUGACUCCGCGCGCUGGGACGCACCUCGGGCAUUUCUCAGCCACGUGGCAGCUCGGUGAGCACUGCCAGAGCCCUGCAGCCACUGCAGGCCAGCCCCUGCCUCCCCAUCCCAUGCUCCGUGUGCCCACAGCGAUGGCAGGGGCUGAGGCCACAGGCUGCGGGUGCCGCAGAGCUCCGCAGCGAAUGAAAUACGUGAUUGUCACUUUUUAAAUAAAUCUGUUCUUGAUAAGCCA